AUGGACACCCAAACAGUGACCCGUCCUCAGCCUCAGAUCCAACCCUGCAGGUAUAAAGUCGGAAAGACACUCGGCGCUGGUUCCUACUCGGUUGUGAAGGAGUGUGUGAACAUAGAGACAGGCCGAUACUAUGCGGCCAAGGUGAUCAACAAGAGGCUGAUGGCGGGACGCGAACACAUGGUGCGAAAUGAAAUUGCCAUUCUCAAGAGGGUUUCCAUGGGAAACCAAAAUAUCCUUACGCUCGUGGAUUACUUCGAGACAAUGAACAAUCUCUACCUCGUCACCGAGCUCGCACUUGGCGGCGAGCUCUUCGACCGCAUCUGCCGGAAAGGGUCAUACUACGAGUCUGACGCAGCCGAGCUUAUCCGAGCCACCCUCGCGGCCGUCGCCUACCUCCAUGACCACGGCAUCGUCCACCGCGAUCUAAAGCCCGAGAACCUCCUUUUCCGCACACCCGAAGACAACGCCGACCUCCUCAUUGCCGAUUUCGGUCUCUCUCGAAUCAUGGACGAGGAGCAAUUCCACGUAUUGACGACCACCUGUGGUACGCCCGGAUACAUGGCUCCCGAGAUUUUCAAGAAAACCGGCCACGGCAAGCCCGUCGAUAUGUGGGCGCUCGGAGUCAUUACUUACUUCUUGCUCAGCGGCUAUACCCCCUUCGAUCGCCGCUCGGACUUUGAAGAGAUGCAGGCCAUUCUCAAUGCCGAGUAUAAAUUCGAGCCUGUCGAGUACUGGCGUGGUGUGUCCGAACACGCCAAGGACUUUAUCCGUCAGUGUCUCACGAUCGACCCGAACCGGCGGAUGACGGCCCACGACGCCCUUCGACACCCCUUCGUAGCCGGCAACGUGAGCAACGGCAACAGCCAUGAGGGUCAGAACCUUUUGCCCACGGUCAAGAAGAACUUUAAUGCGCGCCGGACGCUGCAUGCGGCUAUCGACACGAUACGCGCCAUCAAUAAGCUCAAGGAACGGCAGGGCUCCUCAUCACCUUCUGUCGACCAUCCCACCACUGGCGAUAACACCCUAAGGGCGCCCGUCCCCGAUCCCAAUCACUCUUCGCCGGUUGACCCCGACGCAAUGGACCUGUCAGAUGGUGGAGAAGGACGCCUUCAGGUCCAGACACAAGAUAGUGGCUAUGGCUCCCAUGCAGUCUCGGUGCAGAAAGACGUGGCUAUGGGCGACACGUACGAUGUUCCUUCGAUCCUAAGACCGGGAUCGAAUGCCAAUCGGGUGGUGGAGACUUCGAAUGGUCUCUGGACGACAACAUUGAAGAUCGACCCAUCCCUCCGCAUUCGUCGCGCAAUCCACGCCAACGACGCCCUCCUCGUCAAACGCAUCCUAAAAUCCCACCCCACGCUCCUCCACAACCCCGACACCUCCCCGCGCGGGCUCUCUAACUCCAACCUCCACCUUGCCGCCUCCCUCGGCCACGUCGAAGUAGUCAAAGUCCUCGUCUCCCUAGGCCACGAAACCCCCUGCGCCGCGCUCAACGAAUCGCACCAAACAGCCCUCAUGCUCGCCUCAGCGCGAGGCUUCAUCGAAACGGUCCUCUUCCUAGCCGAGCACGAUCCCUCCUCGAUCCCGCGGCGCGACGUGCGCGGCCGAGACGCCAUCAUGGAGGCGAGCUUGGGGGGCCACGAUACGGUGUUGCAGAUCCUGUUGACGUGGGAUCCGGAGGGCGCGGCGAAGGCGGUGAGUAGGGCGGAUGUGGAUGGGAAUACUGCGUUGCAUUUUGCGAGUAGUAAUGGGAAUUUGUUGGUGUUGAGGACGUUGUUGGCGGCGGGGGCGGAUCCGGAUAGGAGGAAUGUGUGGAAUUGGACGGCGAUUAGCUAUAGCGCUACGGUUGCUGCGGAGGUCUAUUUGAAGGGGUUAGUGGCGGAGGCGCAGAGGAAGAAGGCGGCGAGGGAGGGGGAGAAGCUAGGGUUGAGGGUUGUCGAGCAGGAUGAUGGGAAGGGAUGA
Messenger RNA from Scedosporium apiospermum, 1959 nucleotides. RefSeq names its product Calcium/calmodulin-dependent protein kinase. Gene Ontology annotation, molecular function: ATP binding; calcium/calmodulin-dependent protein kinase activity; calmodulin binding. Lineage: Eukaryota; Fungi; Ascomycota; Sordariomycetes; Microascales; Microascaceae. Bases 1 to 1959 code for a protein of 652 amino acids. The transcript has 4 exons. Gene Ontology annotation, biological process: cellular response to oxidative stress; protein phosphorylation. The record is from RefSeq and is a predicted model, not a curated record.